Molecule: messenger RNA, 5503 nt
Organism: Sphaeramia orbicularis (orbiculate cardinalfish)
Lineage: Eukaryota; Metazoa; Chordata; Actinopteri; Kurtiformes; Apogonidae
Gene: grin3ba
Product: glutamate receptor, ionotropic, N-methyl-D-aspartate 3Ba
Exons: 13
Coding region: 287-4294 (1335 amino acids)
Biological process (GO): monoatomic ion transport
Cellular component (GO): membrane
Molecular function (GO): signaling receptor activity; ligand-gated monoatomic ion channel activity
Source: RefSeq, a predicted model, not a curated record
GAAGCGGGGCGGCCGCUCGAAGCUGGAGCGCUCAUCUCUGUGUUCUAUCGCGCGUCUUUGACUCUUGACAUAAAAAUAAAAAAAAAUAAAAAACUUUGAAGAGGUGGGGAGAGAAACGUCAAAAACGCCAAUAAAUCACCGCUGCUACUAUAAAGAGAAAGAGGGGGGAACAAGAAAAGAACCAUCAAGUCCGACCAACCGCGCUGGAUCCUGGAGCCAGAGGGAGCUAUGCCAUCUCCCGCCGCGCACUCUCCACUCCUCCAGUGUUGUGCGUCGGAGCUGCAGCAUGGUGUCUGUGUCUGGACUCUGGACCUACUGCCUCGCCCCCGGGAGACGACCUCUCCUCUUCCACUCUGCCAGACUGCUCCUGCUGCUCCUCUUACUGACCGUCAUCUCCUCCCCGGAGCCCUGCCUCCCGCACCCGCAGCCCUGCCACAUCCUCGCCCGGAUAGGACAUACCGUGCGCCUCGGUGCGCUCUUGCCGACCCGUCAGCCGGCACGGAUACAAAACGCGCUCAACCGCGCCCUGGCCAGCCUCCGGCACCAAAGCGGCGGAGGGUCGGACUCCUCGGCGACAACCUCCCAAAGUCCUCCUCCGCUGCUCCCGUACAACCUGAGCCUGGAGAUGGUGGCUCGGUCGCCCUCGGGAGGAGACCCGGAGUCGUUGUCCCGUAGUGCCUGUCAGGACCUGGUGGUCAGGGGGGUGUCCGCCGUGCUGGCUUUCCCCCGCAGCAGAGAGGAGUUGAUCCAGGUGGAGUUCCUCUCAUCUUUCUUGGAGAUCCCCUUCAUCUCCAUCCUGGAGGACACAGAACCGCUUCGGACCAAGAACCGGUUCCACCUGCAGAUGUCAGCCCGAGUGCCUCCAUCAGCCCUGGGCAGCCUGCUGCUGGCGGUCCUGCGGGGCGGAGAUGGCGAAAGGGACAGAGGAAGCCGAGGCGAAGGCAGCUGGGGAGGAGCAGCUGUGAUCUGCCCCGGGUGGGAGGAAGGAGGCGAAGGGUUGCUGUCUCACCUGCAGAUGCACAGCGGCUCGGCCUGGCAUUUGUGGGACAUAAUCAACCUGACCCACGUCUCGGGGGGCGGAGAUCGAAGAGGGGAAGCCAGUGAGGAGAGGAGGGAGGAUCAGAGGGAAGAAGAGGCUUUGAGGAUCUUCUCCACACGACUCCUGCGCUCCCCCUCCCCUAUCUCUUCUGUCCUCCUCCUUGGCUCUGACCCUGAGUGUCUCUCCUCUGUUUUACGUGCCGCUCAACGUCUCGCAACAUCACUACCGGCGCUGCAGUGGAUCAUGGGAUACCCCUUGUCUCCAGACUCACUACACACUUUGGGAGGUCCCCUGGGAUUGUUAGCCUACGGGGAGGUGGGCCGUAAGCCUCUCAGCUUCUAUAUUCGGGAUGCUUUGUAUUUGAUUAGCCGUGCUGUCAGUGCUGCAACCCUGGUGAGGCCGGACUUGGCACUGAUUCAGAACAUGGUGAACUGUUACGACAAACCAAACCGACAUGAGCUCCCCUCCUCAGGACAAUAUUUGGCCAGGUUUCUCUCCAAUACUUCCUUCACUGGUGCCACUGGCCUGAUCCAAGUGGAUGCUGGUCUAUCUCGAGUCCUUUCCUCCCAGCUGUUCCAUGUUUGGAGCCUGAAGAGGGGCGCUCUGGGCCAGCCGGCAUGGGUGACUGUGGGCCAGUGGACCCGCGGCAGCCUGGAAUUAGAAGGGGGGGUCCUGGGGUUGGUGGGAGGCUUUGGCAGCAGCCAGGGCCAAGGUCUUGGAGCAGGUGUUAGAGGGGGGGACGGCCAGGGGGACGGCCACGUGGGAGGACGAUGGAGGCCCGGAUUAUCCGUGGAGGGUCACCGCCUGAGAGUGGUGACGCUAGUGGAGCAUCCCUUUGUGUUCACACGGGAGGUGGAUGAGGACGGUCUGUGUCCAGCUGGUCAGCUCUGUCUGGACCCCAAAACCAACCGCUCAGAUAUAAUCAACAGCCUCUUCAACCAGCUGCACAACCCAAACUCCACCGCUGUAGACCUGGACAGCAUUGACCUGCCGGAGGACCUGAGGAAGUGCUGCUAUGGGUACUGCAUCGACCUGUUGGAGAAACUGGCGGAGGACAUGGGUUUCACCUUCGACCUCUACAUUGUCGGAGAUGGGAAGUACGGGGCGAUGAGCGGGAGCGGACGCUGGACAGGGCUGGUCGGGGAUCUGCUGAGCGGAACCGCUGACAUGGCUGUCACUUCUUUCUCCAUCAACUCUGCCAGGAGCAGAGUCAUCGAUUUCACCUCGCCCUUCUACUCCACCAGCCUGGGCAUUCUGGUACGUAGUCGAGACACUGCAGCCCCCAUCGGAGCCUUCAUGUGGCCUCUGCACUGGUCCAUGUGGGUGGGCAUCUUCGUCACGUUGCAUCUCACCGCCCUCUUCCUCACCCUGUACGAGUGGAACAGUCCCUUUGGCAUGACACCGCACGGCAGGAACAGACUGCGUGUGUUCUCAUACUCCUCCGCCCUCAACCUCUGCUACGCCAUCCUGUUUGGACGAACCGUUGCCACAAAGACUCCGAAAUGCUGGACGGGCCGUUUCCUGAUGAACCUGUGGGCCAUAUUCUGUCUGCUGGUUCUGUCCAGCUACACGGCCAACCUGGCUGCAGUCAUGGUUGGGGAGAAGACCUUCGAGCAGGUCUCUGGAAUUCAUGACGACAAGCUGCACCAUCCCUCCCUGGGAUUCCGAUUUGGGACGGUGAGGGAGAGCAGCGCCGAAGAUUACAUGAAAAAGAGCUUCCCCGAAAUGCACGACUACAUGAGACGCUUCAACCAGCCCACAACUCCCGAGGGCGUCCAUAUGUUGAAGACAGAUCCUCCUGCCCUGGAUGCGUUUAUCAUGGACAAAGCCCUGCUGGACUUUGAGGUCUCCAUCGAUGCAGACUGCAAACUGCUCACUGUGGGGAAGCCGUUCGCCAUUGAAGGCUACGGUAUAGGCCUACCCCAGGGCUCACCUCUUACCCGUAACGUGUCCGAGUUUGUGAGUCGCUACAAGUCAGACGGCUUCAUGGACAUGCUACAUGACAAAUGGUACAAGGUUGUGCCCUGUGGGAAGCGAGUCUUUGCCGUCACUGAGACUCUACAGAUGGGGAUCCAGCAUUUUUCAGGCCUGUUUGUGCUGUUGUGUAUGGGGGUGGGCGGAGCCUUGCUGACCUUGGCAGGUGAACACACCUUCUAUCACCUGGUUAUCCCCCGCCUCCGACGUGCAAACUCUCUACAGUAUUGGCUGCACACCAGCCAGAAAAUCCACCGAGCCCUCCACACCACAUAUCAGGACGUGGGGAAGGAGCUGACUGGACUUGAUCAAAACCCGUCCUCUUGCAUCUCAGAGAACUGUACUCUACAUCGGAAACAGCACCAGCCUCCUCCCCCCUCUCCUCCCACAUCCCUCCCUGCUUCGACCACAGCUGGAGACACAGUUGCCUCUUCGCCAUCACAGGAGCCCAAGGAGAAACGUGUGCACUUUGACCUGGAAACGCUUCACAGUUACCGCCUGCGCACACACACCGCCUCGGUGCGUGGCAGGCCCGGGAUGGUGGGUCGUCCCGGGCUAGGCCUCGGAGGCUUGGGGCUGGGCAGCCUGGGCAGUUUUACCUCCCCUUCGCAGAUCACCCUCCACGCUAACGGGGGCCCCGUCUCAGCUCUGGCCUCCACAGGCUUGGUCCUCUCUCCGCUGGGGAGCAGGGUGGCUCAGACCAGCCUGUGGGAGGGGGAGCUCCAGGAGCUGCAGGGGAAGAUAGAGACGUUCCGGACCCAACUGAGAGAGGCUCUGGCCAGGAGAGCAGAGAUCCAGAGCAGCCUGGAGAGAGAGAAGAGUGGACUAGUGCGCAGGGACACCAGUUUAGAAAGGGAGAGACAGAGGAUACAAACUAUUAACACUGACAGAAGCAGUUCCACCCAGCCAAAACUCCCUGACAGAGACAGGACCAGCCAACUGCAAACGCUGAACAAUCAACAGACAGGGAGGGCUAACCAAUCAGGCGGUCCGGGGACUCUGGAGCACGGGAGGAACAGCCAGUUAAACACACUUAACACUUUGGACAGAGGGAGACCCAACGAAGUACGCUCCGUCAACACUUUGACAGGUGAAAGAACUGUCCAGUCACGCACUUCUUCUAGUUUAGAACGAAGUCGAGUCAACCAACCAGGGGCUGGAAAUGUAACUGUCCAAUCACGGAACACUUCUAGCCUGGACAGACAGAAAGCGAACUUAGCACGUACUCUGAACACUUUGGAGAGGACAAAAGCCAGUCCAUCAAGUGGAAGCAGGACCUGAUUGAAGGAUAACCAGGGGACGUUAGACCUAGAUUCUGCAUCAUAGCCGUGGGAAGUGUUCCAGUAGGAAUGGUUCAGGUCCGGCAGGACUGAAAACUGAUAGUGCAUUAACUCCUCAUUACAUGCCAUUUCACUGCAAUCUAAUGAUUUUUAUUCUCAGAAUUAAUUUUGCUUAUACUCUAAAAGAAUAUAACCACAGCCCAGUAUAUUGAAAAGCAAAGACAUCAACAUUUGAGCCAUUAUGGGUAAGUUUGCUAUUGGAAAAUCACAGGUUUUCGUGUGAAGUCACAGGAAACUAUAAAUCAGUGGCUGUCAGCUCACAAACAGAGGCUUGCAGAUAAAAGGAACUAAGAGAUUUAUUGGCUGACUUGUAGUGAAAACCACUUGAACUAAGACCAGACCAGAUACACAAAAAGGGUACAUGGCAAUCAACUUUUGUGCAUAGUUCCAUGACAAAAUGAUUGCUAUCGUAGGAUAUUGUCAAAAAUAUUUCUUUCCAUGACUGUGAAAUAGAAGGGGACAAGUGUAUCAAACGGUCAAUGUGGAAAAGACUAAGUGACUGAGUUGUCAGUCGCUAACAUUGUGAUGUCACUUUAGCAGUGAAAUAGCUUUUUGUUGGCUGCCUGUCUUGUCAUUACUUAUAUCGACCCAAAAUGACAAUUCGGGGAAAACUAUUCCUCUCCGUUCAGUCUCUCACCAAGCCACCACAGCGACAGUGGCAUUCCUAAAUACAUACUGAACUUAAUAUAUAUAAACAAAUUUAUGCUAGCCAGCUAUAAUAGCUAGCUUGUGUGCCUGGCUGAGUGGCAAACAGCCUGAAAGCAUUGCUCCGAAACAUUUCACAGUUAACGUUAGCAGUCAGCUUCUGUACGAAAACUGUUCAGAAAUGUCUUAUUAGCCACCAAUGUAUAAAUACAUUAGCAUAUUGUAUGUUUCAGUUGUUUAUUUUCAGUUGUUUUCCAGCUGUUUGCUACCUAACUAGAUGCACAGGCUAUCUAAGUAAAGUUAGCGUGUGUUGAAGGAUGUCGCUCAUGCAGUGCUAGUUUUUCAGAGAGGAAGUCAAUAAUAUGUGCAGUUUGACGUUUCUGUGAACGUGUAAAGAGGGAGGUUUUACAUCAAAUCACAGCAAUGAUGCCUACGAAUAAAUGAGUGCACUGGCAGGUUAAUGAUAUUAUGCAUUUAUGCUCGAAAACAAUGUUGAAAUAAAACC